Molecule: messenger RNA, 3998 nt
Organism: Microbotryum saponariae
Lineage: Eukaryota; Fungi; Basidiomycota; Microbotryomycetes; Microbotryales; Microbotryaceae
Source: the annotation of a GenBank genome assembly
AUGGCCGAUUUGGAACAGUUGGAGUUGUUAUCACUCGUCUCGGCCGUGUCGAGGGAAUUGGUCAAUCAUACCGGCUUGGCGGGUACGUUUCCUUCUCACUCUUCUGUUCGGGAACGACUCCACUCCUCGGAUACGACGACUGAACCCUCCCCCCCCUUCCCCUCCCCUCCCUUGAACACGACGAUCCCAAUCCCGUCUAGAUACGACCCUAGCCGAAUUCCUGAUCCACCUUCACACCCAAGCCAAAACCUUCGACGAUUUCAAAACGUCGGUCGUUCAAGUCGGUGCGAGUUUCCCCGAUUCGUUCCUCCAGGCCGUAGAUCGUUUGGUGCUGUCGAUGCAUCCCAAGUACAAGAAGAAGGCUGAGAAGGGGAAGAAGAAGAAAGUCGGUAAGAAGGGUUUGGAGCGGGGGAGGGGGGAUGGGGUCGUCGUGGUGGAUGAGGAGAAGGAACGUCAGAUCAAGUUGUUCCCCGGCUUGGCCGUCAAGGAUGUGGAAUGGAAGUCCGCGGCGCAGAUCGCUCAAGAGGAGGCGGACGAAAAAAGGCAAAAGGCGUUGGAGGCGGCCGGGAGUAAGACCAGCGUGCCUGCACCGGGCCAAGAGGACGUCGAUGAUUUGUUCAAGCAGUUGGAAGGCGUCAAGAAGCGCGUGGCGGCGAGUGGCGACGACGAGGCGUCUUCUUCUUCGACGGGCAGGCACGAGCAGGACUCGGGCGGAUACAAGAGGAGACGAUCGAGGUCACCCGAGGAUAACGAUCAGCACCAGCACAGGAGGAGGGGGAGAUCACCGGACUAUGGACGACGCAGCGGAGGUACCAACGAGAGGGAGAACGCGUGGGGUGAUCGAAGGGGACGACCCUCCGAACCGGCACCUUAUGACUCGCGCACGAUGGGCGCUCCUCCCCGUCGCAACCGCCUCGACGAGAAACCGGUACUGUACAAGAUCUACCCUGGAAAAGUAUCGAACCUCAAGGAUUUUGGCGCCUUCGUCUCAUUGGAAGGUAUCGUCGGUCGCGUCGAAGGGAUGGUCCAUGUCGGGAUGAUGUCGACGCAACGCAUCACCCACCCUUCGGAUCUUCUCUCGCGUGGUCAACCCGUCUUUGUCAAAGUCAUGUCCAUCACCGGUGGACGUUUGUCGCUUUCGAUGAAGGACGCCGACCAAAAGACUGGAGCGGAUCUAACGCCCCAUCUGCGCGUCAAGACGGACGAAGAAUUGGCCGAGGAGAGUCGACGUCACGCCGAACGAGCGGCGUCGGGUUCGAACGGCGUUCCGUUGAGAAGGUCGUUCGCGGAUGAUCAUAAGCAAUCGUCGGCGAGGAGGAUGACCAGUCCUGAACGAUGGGAGAUCAAGCAAUUGAUUGCGUCGGGUGCGGCUUCCGCAGCGGAUUAUCCUGGCUUGGACGAGGAUUACAGGAACGACCCCAAUGCCGCGUUCGGGAACAAUGAUCUGACCAACGAGGCCGAUGAGGAAUUGGAUAUCGAGAUGAACGAGGCCGAAGCUCCCUUUUUGCAAGGGCAGACCAAGAGGGCGCUCGAGUUGUCGCCCGUCAAGAUCGUCAAGGCCCCCGAUGGGGGAUUGAACCGAGCCGCUUUGGCCGGUGCGGCCUUGGCGAAAGAACGACGCGAGUUGAAGGCGCAAGAAGCGGCGGAUGCGGCGGAUUCCGAGACGCGCGAUUUGAAUACGCCUUGGCUCGAUCCCAUGACCGCUCCGCAUGAUCGAACGUUCGCUGCCGAUGCUCGUGGUGCGGCUGCGGGAGCUCAUGCACAGAAUGUGCCGGCUUGGAAAAAGGCGACGUUCAAUCAGGCGACGACGUUCGGUAAGAUCACGUCCAUGACGAUGCAGGAACAGAGGCAGAGUCUGCCCAUCUACAAGUUCCGCGACCAAUUGAUCGAAGCGUUCAGGACCAACCAAGUGCUCGUUGUUGUGGGGGAUACCGGAUCGGGCAAGACGACGCAGAUGACGCAAUACCUCGCCGAGGCGGGGUACGCCGACAAGCUCAAGAUUGGGUGCACGCAACCUCGUCGUGUCGCCGCGAUGUCCGUCGCGAAACGUGUUGCGGAAGAAGUGGGCUGUCGUUUAGGUCAAGAGGUCGGCUACACUAUUCGUUUCGAGGAUUGCACGAGCCCCGAGACCAAAAUCAAGUACAUGACCGAUGGGAUGCUGCAGAGGGAGUGUUUGGUCGAUCCGGACAUGUCGCAGUAUUCGGUGUUGAUGCUCGAUGAGGCACACGAGAGGACGAUCGCGACGGAUGUCUUGUUUGGUUUGCUCAAGAGUGAGUGCGGGAGUGUGAUCUGAUUCUCGGGUAAGUAGCCUGGAUGGCUGACGGGAAACGAUUUGCACUGCCCACCCAGAAUCUCUCAAACGUCGACCUGAUUUGAAGGUUAUCGUCACCUCGGCGACGCUCGAUGCCGAAAAGUUCUCCGAGUACUUUUUCGGUUGCCCCAUCUUCACGAUUCCCGGUCGCACGUACCCGGUCGAGAUCCUCUACACCAAGGAACCCGAAUCGGACUACCUUGACGCCUCGCUCAUCACGGUCAUGCAGAUCCAUCUGUCCGAACCACCGGGGGACAUCCUCUUGUUCUUGACGGGUCAGGAAGAGAUUGAUACCUCUUGCGAGAUUCUCUACGAGCGCAUGAAGGCUUUGGGACCGAACGUACCGGAUUUGAUCAUCUUGCCGAUUUAUUCGGCCUUGCCUUCGGAAAUGCAAUCCCGCAUUUUCGAUCCUGCUCCUCCCGGUUCACGCAAGGUCAUUCUGGCGACCAACAUUGCCGAAACGUCGUUGACGAUCGAUGGGAUCUACUACGUCAUCGACCCAGGGUUCGUGAAACAGAACGCGUACGAUCCUCGGCUCGGGAUGGACUCGCUCAUCGUUACGCCCAUCUCGCAAGCGCAGGCUCGACAACGUUCAGGACGUGCGGGCAGGACGGGACCGGGUAAAUGUUAUCGUCUUUACACCGAAGCGGCGUACCGUAACGAGAUGUUACCGAACCCGAUCCCGGAUAUCCAGAGGCAGAACUUGGCGCAUACGAUCUUGAUGCUCAAAGCGAUGGGGAUCAAUGAUUUGCUCAACUUUGACUUUAUGGACGCGCCACCUCAACAAACCAUGAUCACCGCUUUGGAGAACCUGUAUGCGCUUUCGGCGUUGGACGAGGAAGGGCUCUUGACGCGCUUGGGACGCAAAAUGGCGGAUUUACCGAUCGAACCUCCGUUGGCCAAGAUGUUGAUCGCGUCGGUCGAUUUGGAAUGUUCGGAAGAAAUCCUCACCAUCGUCGCCAUGUUGUCCGUCGGUGGAUCUGUUUUCUACCGCCCCAAGGAGAAACAAGCCCAAGCGGACGCGAAGAAGGCCAAGUUCCAUCAACCGGAAGGGGAUCAUUUGACCUUGUUAACGGUCUACAACGGUUGGGCCGCGAGCAAGUUUUCGAACCCUUGGGCCUCGGAGAAUUACGUCCAGGCGAGGUCGUUGAGGCGCGCGCAGGACGUGAGGAAACAGUUGCUCGGGAUCAUGGAUCGGUACAAGCAUGACAUCCUCUCGUGCGGCAAGAACUACAAUCGCGUACGAAGGGCCAUCACGUCGGGUUAUUUCCGUCAUGCGUGCAAGAAGGAUCCGCAGGAGGGGUACAAGACGUUGGUCGAAGGGACCCCGGUGUUCUUGCAUCCUUCUUCGGCGUUGUUCAAUCGCGCACCGGAGUGGUGCGUUUAUCACGAGUUGAUUUUGACGACGAGGGAGUAUAUGAGGGAGGUGACGGCGAUCGAACCAAAGUGGUUGACUGAGGGUACGUUCAAGUCUGCUCCUUUAAAGUCAACCGAUCGAAACUGACGCUCUGAAUCUUGAUCUCUAGUCGCCCCCUCCUUCUUCAAAGUCGCGGACCAAAACACCAUCUCGAAACGCAAGAAGCAAGAGAGGAUCCAACCCCUGUUCGACAAGUACGCCGUGCACCAGGACGAAUGGAGGCUGUCCAAACUCAAGAGAGCUACGAGGUCGUCGCAGACGUUUGGGUAG